This is a messenger RNA of Ictalurus furcatus (blue catfish), 3777 nucleotides long. RefSeq names its product Fc receptor-like protein 5. The coding region runs from base 1 to 2733 and encodes 910 amino acids. The record is from RefSeq and is a predicted model, not a curated record. The transcript has 12 exons. Gene Ontology annotation, biological process: cell surface receptor signaling pathway. Gene Ontology annotation, molecular function: transmembrane signaling receptor activity. Lineage: Eukaryota; Metazoa; Chordata; Actinopteri; Siluriformes; Ictaluridae.
AUGGAGCUCCGUCCACUCCGUGUGAUGAUCUUGCUUAUUUCACUUAUCCAAGUCGGACAAGCUCAAGGUGAUUUAUACAUAUUUUAUUGCCCAUGUUGUGUACAUGUUGGAUUUGUAUUAAGGUGGAGAAGAUUGUUUGUACAUUGUCAUGCAGAAUUUAAGUUGUUUACAUUGACAGUGUGUGUUUGCUUUUUGACUUUUCCAGCAGUGUUUAAACCAGUUCUGUCUGUGGAGCCGAAUUUACCUCAAAUAUUCAGAGGAGAGACGGUUACACUCACAUGUAGGAUUUCAGGAGGAAGUGGACCGUACCACUGGAACAAAGAUGGUGUUAAUGUUCACAGAUCUGCUGAAAAUUACUACACUAUAAAAGUAGACCAGAGUCACAAAUACAGAUGUUACGGGUCUAUUGAUGGAUGGUUCACGACAGGUAGUAAUGAAGUGACUCUCUCAGUGAGAGAGAGACCAAAAGCCGUUCUGACUCUGCAGCCUGAUGGACAGAUAUUCAGUGGACAGGAAGUCACUUUCACAUGUGAAAUACGAGGACAUGCAGACACUGAGUGGAUGUACAACUGGAAUAAAGAUGGUGUCCAAAUAUCCUCCUACACUGAGAGCAGUAAUUAUUCAUUCACUCCUGUAGAGUCUCUCAGCGCUAAAUACACCUGCAGCGGACGGAGAAGAAGCGACUCUCAGACCUCAGAGACCAGCAACACUGUUACACUCACUGUGUCAGAAAAACCCAAACCGACUGUGAGAGUGAAUCCUCAGAGCUCCGUCUACACUGGAGACAGAGUUACUCUGAACUGUAAUCUGCUGUCUAAUGGAUGGACUUUUCUCUGGUACAAAGAUCAGCGACCUCUAAUCCAAGUAGCUGAAGACACCAACACACUCCAUGAUACAGUCUCUAAUGCAGGAGAAACAGUGUAUCAGUGUAAAGCACGCAGAGGAAACUACGACUCAGAGCUCAGUGAUCCAGUUACAGUUACAGUUAGAGCGCUCCCAAAACCUGUGGUGUCCAUAAAUCCUGAUGUACAGGUGUACAGAGGAGAGACUGUCACUCUCAGAUGUGACCUACAGGAUGAAGAGGACUCUGACUGGAUCUACAGAUGGAAUAAAGAUGGUUCUGGUGUCAGUAGUGAACAGGAGUACAGAAUCAGUAGCGCUGAAACAUCUCAUGCAGAAAAACCUAAACCUGAACUCACACCAAGUCGUGAAGGAGCUGUACUGAAAGGAAAAUCCAUGACUCUGUCCUGUACACUGAAGCUGCAGUCUGCUGGAUGGAAGUUUUACUGGAUCAAACCCACACAGAGCACUGAGACUGAGACUGAAACAGACUACUACAACAUCAGCUCCGUUAGAGUCUCUGAUGGAGGUCAGUACAGGUGCAGAGCUGGAAGACGAAACCCAGUCUACUACACACACUACAGUGAUGCACUCUGGGUAAAUGUUAUUGAGAAUCCUAAAGCUGUGGUGACCAUAAAGCCUGAUAAACAUGUGUUCAGAGGAGAGACUGUGACUCUCAGAUGUGAAAUACAGGGAGGAGGAGACACUGAGUGGACAUACGACUGGUAUAAGAAAGAUAACACACUCUACCCAUACCGCACAACACAGGAGUUCAGCUUCAGCUCAGUUAGAAAUGAUGACAGUGGUGAAUACACCUGCAGAGGGAGGAGAAGUGACUCUCAGAGCUCAGAGAUCAGUGAUGCUGUUACACUCACUGUAUCAGAUGCAGCAGAGGCAGUAGUGAGUGUGUCUCCACUGCGCUGGCUGACUGAAGGAGACUCAGUGACUCUAAGCUGUGCGGUUAGACACUCCUCUACAGGCUGGACAUUCAGCUGGUACACAGAGGUUCCCUCCAGAGACAGUCAGGGUUCCCUCAGGUACAGUACAGCACUCCUCUCAGACAGCAGCAGAGGAUCUGGAGGCUCCUACACUCUCAGUCCUGUUACUGUGAAGCACACAGGAGUUUAUAUGUGCAGAGCAGAGAGAGGAGAACCGGUCUUUCACACACGGGACAGUAACCUACAGCCACUGUGGAUCACUGGUGAAUCUCCUCCAGUGUCUCUGAUCAUCAAUCCCAGCAGAACUCAACACUUUACUGCUGACUCUCUCUCACUGAGCUGUGAGGACCAGAGUGACUCUACUGGAUGGACAGUGAGAGGAUACACACACAGUGAGACAGUGUCUGAUUGUUCAUCAGGUUCAGGAUCUACAUGUAACAUCAGCUUCCUCUCUACAUCACACACUGGAGUUUACUGGUGUCAGUCUGAAUCUGGAGGACGCAGUAAUCCUGUCAACAUCACAGUGCACCAUGGUCAUGUGAUCCUGGACAGUCCUGUCCAUCCUGUGACUGAGGGACAUCCUCUGACUUUACAUUGUUUAUCUCGCAACUCAAAUACCUCAGCUUCUGGUGUUGAUGUCUAUAAAGAUGGUUCAGUCCUGCAGAACAAGACUACAGGAGAGAUGACCAUCAGUACUGUCUCAAAGUCAGAUGAAGGUUUCUACCACUGUAAACACCCAGAGAGAGAAGAGUCACCCAAAAGCUGGGUUUCAGUCAGAGUUCUAUCAGAUGGAAAAGCUCCACUGUCAGUACUGAAGCUCCUCAGCAGUGCAGUAGCGGCCUCUCCGUAUGUGCUGGUGACCAUCAUUCUGGCAGUGAAAUGUUACAGAGCUCGAACUGACCCUGAUGAGGACAACAGACCGUACAGAGUGAUAGAAGCUGAAGCGUCUGUCUGAGUCUCAGGUGUUUACAUUAUUUUUUAUCAUCUAGCGUUUAUAUAACAGCAGCUCCCCGUGCAACAGAGAACACUGCAUUUAGUCCAUGGAGCUGUAACGUGAUGAACGAACGACUCUGACCCGAAGACUCGAGAGCUGAAAUAAUCAUUUCUGUUUCCGGGGAACAGACGUGAGAAAUGCGACGUGACAAAAGAAAGAACGACUCGGAUCGGGAGGUGAGGUGAACUAACAGACUGUAUAGCCUGAAGACCUAAUGCUAAGCUAUUAAUUAAUCAUUUCUGUUUCUCAUAAUUUGGCCUUGGCUGCAAUAGCCUAUAUUUUAUUUUUUAUUCCAAAUGUGAUCAACGUUUGCGUAAGUACUAGAUGUGUUGGUGAAUUUAACAUGUAACAUUUUAAUUGUAUUCUGCUGAAAUUAAAGAAAUGACUUGAAAAAAGAUUUGUUCAUUUUGCUGAACGAGAUUCAAAGAUCCGAGUCAGUAAAAUGGUCCGAACUUCCCAUCACUACUGCUCACUGCAGAGCCAAAUAGAUGGAGCUGGACGUCUAGCUCCACCUCUCUUGAUCUAGUCUAGUAAUCUAUGGGUCUAGUCUAGUUUCACCUCUAUGGAUGUAGUCUAGUUCCACCUCUAUGGCUCAUUUCGCCACCUACUGGCUGUUAACGUCAAUGCAAGCCCUUCAUUAGAUCAAACUUACCUAAAGGGGAAAAAAUGUUGAUUGUUAAUGCACGAAGGUUAGGUCAAAGUAACCAUGAGACUUGCAUGGAACUGGAGAUGCUGGCAUAGCUAAUAUUGCCUUACCUUUCUUUAACAUUUUUCAUGAUUUCAUGAUUUUUCUGCACUGUUUCUGUGACAAACUGCAUGACUAGACUACCUUCUUUUUUCCCCACUGUAUUAAGGCUAUGUAAGCUAUUUGUGAAUUUUCUCAGUCAUAUGUGAUUCAUUAAUGUAAUAAAGUGUGCUCCUAAUAUGCUGUUUGCUUUUAAACAUGGGAACUGAGUUACCCUUGCAGGUAUGAUAAAAAAUAAAUAAAUAAAUAAAUAAAAUGAU